CGGCGAAUAUCCUUACCUUGCCGACUUUUCCGGGACUCUGAGAACAGCUGUCUGAGCCAACAAUGGUGUUAAUCAAUCCUUGUCGGACAUGUCAAACUCUUUGCAACAAGUGUUCUCCGCAUCGCUCCUCAGCUCGGCUUGGAAAUUGGCGGAUCCAGAGAACCUCUACCCAGUCAUCCUGUACAAAGCCGAAGACUGCACCAGCGGAGACCCUACCAAUCUCAUGGAGAAAGGGAUCUCUUCUGACACCGGCUCCUGUCUCGUCAUCGGAUACACCUUCCGAGUCGUGGGGUACACGAAACAGAUCUGCGAGGGAUUGCCCACGGCGAACACCGGCCCCGAACCAUGCAAUGCAAACGUCUUCAAGAAGCUUCCUGGUUGGGAUGAGCUAACUGAGAAGACUGGCCUCGAUAAAGAUCAAAUUGUGUGGAGCUCGUGGCAGGCGUACCAAGCCAAUGGAAAUAAAAACGGAUACAGUAUUACCAACACGAUGGCUGGUGGCGCUUCUGCGUUUAGACAAGGGCCUACCACACCAGGACUUGUUCCAGAUCCCUAUCUGUGAGGCCGGCGCGGCGAGGGAUAGGUAUAUAAACUCUCCCGGUGCGGACCCAUGUGAUUAUGGAGGGUGGUAAUUGGGAUUAGUGGAACUGGCGAGCGCAAGGACCGUUUAUUGUUUUGAUCUAAAUCUCGGUAUAUGAAUUUUUCACAUUCUUACCUUCGCUUGGUGCAUCCUUUUUU
Messenger RNA from Mytilinidion resinicola, 738 nucleotides. RefSeq lists its product as uncharacterized. NCBI's taxonomy places the organism in Eukaryota, Fungi, Ascomycota, Dothideomycetes, Mytilinidiales, Mytilinidiaceae. The transcript has a single exon. Bases 89 to 562 code for a protein of 157 amino acids. The record is from RefSeq and is a predicted model, not a curated record.